Molecule: messenger RNA, 1074 nt
Organism: Aedes albopictus (Asian tiger mosquito)
Lineage: Eukaryota; Metazoa; Arthropoda; Insecta; Diptera; Culicidae
Exons: 1
Coding region: 1-1074 (357 amino acids)
Biological process (GO): DNA integration
Molecular function (GO): nucleic acid binding
Source: RefSeq, a predicted model, not a curated record
AUGACACACGACUGGGGAAACUCGGUAGUGAAACCGUACGUCGCAUUUCAAAACGAACUGAGCUACAUAAACGGGUUGGUCAUGGGAGUUUCAAAACUGGCCGUGCCUCGGACAUUGCGUAGUCGUAUGUGCCAACUGGCGCACGAGGGCCAUUCUGGCCAAUCAGUUAUGAAAAAUCGAUUGCGUGACAAAUACUGGUGGCCCAACAUGGACGGAGAGACAGUAAAGCUCUACGAGUCUUGCGAAGGAUGCCGUUUAGUGCAUCGCGCGAAUCCACCGGAUCCCAUGAGCAGACGGUCGCUACCAGAAAAGCCGUGGAUUGAUCUGGCGAUCGACUUUCUCGGUCCGAUGCCUAGCGGCGAAUAUAUCCUUGUAACAAUCGAUUAUUACAGCAGGUAUAUGGUGCUUGAAAUCAUGACCAAAAUCACAGCCCAGGAGACGAUUCAGAGGCUAAAAAGGAUCUUUAGAACGUGGGGUUAUCCGAGAACAAUUACCUUGGAUAAUGACAAACAGUUCGUUUCCAAAGAAUUUGGAAAUUUCUGCAAAACGUUAAGUAUUCAUUUGAAUCACAGCACACCCUACUGGCCGCAAGCCAACGGCGAGGUCGAGCGGCAAAACAGAUUCUUACUGAAACGACUGAAGAUAUCCAACGCCCUCUACGGCAAUUGGAAAACGGAGCUCGACAACUACCUGAUCCUUUAUAUCAAUUCGCCCCACAGCUUGACUGGCCAAGCACCGAGUGAACUUCUCCAAAACAGGAAACUCCGCUAUAAACUACCCCAAUUGGAUGACCUCAGCUCAACACCACCAAGUACCGAAUUCCGCGAUCGUGACACUCAAAAGAAAUUCGAAGGAAAAGUACGAGAGGACAAUAGGCGAGGAGCGAAACGUAGCGAGAUAGAAAUCGGUGACAAAGUUUUGAUGAAGAACCUGCUACCGAAAGACAAGCUUUCCACCGACUUCCACAAAGAGAAGUUCUUGGUUGUAGACAAAGAAGGUACAAAUGUCACGAUCGAAUCGGAUGAAAAUGAUAAACGCUACGAACGUUAUACAUCCCAUUUGCGCAACCUCUGA